Molecule: messenger RNA, 708 nt
Organism: Alternaria viburni
Lineage: Eukaryota; Fungi; Ascomycota; Dothideomycetes; Pleosporales; Pleosporaceae
Exons: 3
Coding region: 1-708 (235 amino acids)
Source: RefSeq, a predicted model, not a curated record
AUGGACCGCGGCAGGAAGCGCGCUCUGUCGCCUUCGGCUGCCACCUUAGCUAAGAAGCAGAAGCUGGAUGCCGAUGACAAGCGUACCAUUCAGAAGGCUAUGGCUCGAUUCCAAGCUCGCGAACGUUCUCAGACUCGGCGCGACGACCUGUCACCGUCAAUGUCGUCAGCUUCUAUGGGGAAGGGAAUGGCGCCUGCUCAAGAGCAAGCUGAGCGCAAGCGCAAUCGGCUCAACAAGAUCACCGAGCUCAACGCGACACGGUCUCCCCUCCUUCGUCUACCCACAGAGAUCAGAGACAUGAUCUACACACAUGUUUUCCGCGAUGAGAUCUACCACCUGGAUCGUGAAGAGUGGCAAGACAAUCAAGCCGUCAAGUUUAAAGCUUGCGCUACCUCUCUGGGCUCCCGAGAAUAUAAGCCUGGGGCAAUUCUUUUCGUUUCUCGCCAAGUCUAUCACGAGGCCGCCUUACUUCCCUACAAGCUCGCGGAGUUCGACUUUGGCAUCGCAUUCGCUGAUGACGAUACUAUGGAAUCUAGACUUUCGGCCAUCAAGCAUUUCCUGGAAGAGAGAUCACAAGCGCAGGUUGGCAGCAUUGGUCUCAUAGAGUUGCUUGUACUCGAGGACGCAUCGUGCAGGAUUAAGCAGUGGGGUACGACGAUAAAGAACGGGAUAUGGUGGGCUACGGAGCUGGGCUGCGAUGAUCCUUAG